Messenger RNA from Pseudopipra pipra, 2492 nucleotides. RefSeq names its product sushi repeat containing protein X-linked 2 (gene SRPX2). The record is from RefSeq and is a predicted model, not a curated record. Gene Ontology annotation, biological process: cell-cell adhesion; positive regulation of cell migration involved in sprouting angiogenesis; positive regulation of synapse assembly. Bases 497 to 1885 code for a protein of 462 amino acids. NCBI's taxonomy places the organism in Eukaryota, Metazoa, Chordata, Aves, Passeriformes, Pipridae. The transcript has 10 exons. Gene Ontology annotation, molecular function: signaling receptor binding.
CCGUCUGCAGCGGAGUCUCCCUCCCUGCUGGAAAGAGGUGGGAAAAGGGUCCUGGCUCCUUCGGUUUUGUGCUUGUCCCCCCCAUUCCCGGAGCCCGGCAGGGCUGACAGAGGCUUGGCUUGGCUCUCUCCUGUGUUUAAACAGGCUCCUGGCUCUUCUGCUUGCAAAGAAAAACCUCUUACAACUUUUUAAAGCCUCGGAGGAGCAGGAGGAGCAUUGGAAAACAGGCAAUCCUAGGACUUGUAAUUUUUUACAAUCUCAUCAUUUUGGGCCUGACUCACGGCUUUUGAAUGUUUGAGACGGGCAGCCAAGGGGGAAAGUAAGUUUGCUCAGCACCAGCACCACAGCCAGGCAGGAGAGACAGGCGUCUGUGCGGUGCCCAGGCGACGCAGGGGGCCGUCGUCCUGCUUCCAGCCCCUCUCCAUCCUCGUCAGGGCUCGCGGCUGCCCCUGGACCCAGCACGGCAGGUGGGCUGCCCGGCCCCCGGACCCCCAGCAUGGCGCAGGAGGCGGCCCCCGUCCUCCUGGUUGUCCUCGCCAGGCUGGUGUCAUCCACGUGGCACGAAGGGUCUGGCUACUACACAGAGAGUCACACCAAUGAGGUCUAUGCAGAAGAAACACCCCCUGAGCCUGCCCUGGAUUACCGUCGAGUGCCCCAGUGGUGUGCCACACUCAACAUCCACCGCGGAGAUGCCACCUGCUACUCACCCCGGGGCAGCUCCUACCGCAGCAGCCUGGGGACACGCUGCGAGCUGAGCUGCACCCGCGGGUACCGGCUGGUGGGUUCCAGCAUGGUCCAGUGCCUGCCCAACCGCCACUGGUCUGGGAUGGCGUACUGCCGACAAAUCCGGUGCCACGUGCUGCCAGCAGUGCUGCGGGGCUCCUACGUGUGCUCAGCAGGAGUGCAGAUGGAUUCCCGCUGUGACUACACCUGCCUGCCUGGCUACCAGCUGGAGGGCGACCGGAGCCGCAUCUGCAUGGAGGAUGGGCGCUGGAGUGGGACCGAGCCAAUCUGUGUAGACCUGGAGCCUCCCAAGAUCCGCUGUCCAGACUCCCGGGAGCGGAUAGCUGAGCCAGGCAAGCUGACUGCAACUGUCUACUGGGACCCUCCUCGCGUGAAGGACUCUGCUGAUGGCGUCAUCAAGAGGGUGAUGCUGCGGGGCCCAGAGCCAGGCUCUGAAUUCCCUGAAGGAGAGCAUGUGAUCCGCUACACCGCCCACGACCAGGCGUACAACCGAGCCAGCUGCAAGUUCAGUGUCCGUGUCCAAGUGAGGCGCUGCCCUGUCCUGAAGCCUCCGCAGAACGGGUACAUCUCCUGCACCUCUGACGGCAACAACUAUGGUGCCACCUGCGAGUACCUGUGUGAUGGGGGCUACGAGCGCCAGGGCACCUCUCUACGGGUCUGCCAGUCCACCCAGCAGUGGACGGGCUCCCAGCCCCUCUGCACACCCAUGCAGAUCAACACAGCUGUGAACUCAGCCGCCAGCCUGCUGGAUCAGUUCAACGAGAAACGCCGCCUCCUCGUCAUCUCGGCCCCCGACCCCUCUAACCGCUACUACAAGAUGCAGAUCUCCAUGCUGCAGCAAGCCGCCUGUGGGCUGGACCUGCGCCACGUCACCAUCAUUGAGCUGGUGGGGCAGCCCCCACAUGAGGUGGGACGCAUCCGGGAGCACCAGCUGUCCCUUGGCAUCAUCCAGGAGCUCAGGCAGUUCCUGCACCUCACCCGCUCCCACUUCAACGCGGUGCUGUUGGACAAGGCAGGCACUGACCGCGAGCGCUACAUCGCCCCCGUGAGCCCCGACGAGCUCUUCGUCUUCAUCGACACGUACCUGCUGGGCGAGCGGGAGGCGGCUCGGCGGGCACAGAACGGGGACCCCUGCGAGUGAGCGAGCGCCGGGGACACCCUCCCUCCACUGCCCUCAGAGGAUGGACACCUUCCUUUCUGCUUUUCUAGUCGCCCUCCAUAGAGGAGAAACAGGGUGCCAAGGACCCCCGGAGAAGGGGAGCCCAUCUCUGGCUGUUCUGGCACAGAGAGGUGAACAGGGAUGAGGACAGCGGCCGUGUGCCAGCAGUGUCCCCACUGCCCAGCAGACAGGAGCUCUCUCUGGCUGAGGGGUUGGAUGGCUCAGCUUGGCCAGGACCGUGGCGGGAGACACCGGAUUGCCCUGCUCACAUCCCAGGGCAGGGGGGAGACAUGGAGCCAGAGCAGAGGAGAGCAGGUGGGGCAGCAGUGCAACAGCCUCUAACACAGCAGCUUCAGCUUCCCCAUGGCCACCCUCACCCUGUGCACAACCCUCCCAUCCAGAAAGCCCUUAUUAAAAGCAAAUGGCCCCACAUUCAGCAGAGCCUGUAGCAGCCAGCCAGGAAUGCAGCCCACCCUGAGGGCUCACCCUCCCCACUGCCACUUGCUUCCCCCUCCCACCACCCACAGGGCACCCUUCCUGGGAACUGCUUUGGCAGUAGAAUAUUAACUUGAAAUAAAUAAAUUUGUAU